This is a messenger RNA of Durusdinium trenchii, 1253 nucleotides long. The record is from the annotation of a GenBank genome assembly. NCBI's taxonomy places the organism in Eukaryota, Dinophyceae, Suessiales, Symbiodiniaceae.
CCAGGGUUCGUAUGUUUUCUCUAAUAGAAGCAUCCUCGAGCUCUCUUCCAGUUCUUUCGGCCAUGGCGAUUUUCUCCAUCUCUCGCGACCUUGGCCCUUUGUUGCUGCUUGUGCUUACGGCCUUUGUGUGGAAGAAACACUUUUACAUGCGAGGUCUGACCUACCGAAAAACGGUGGUCCCUGUGAGUCGAGAACGACUCAUGAAAAGCAUUUUCUAUGUGGGAUUUCUCGGCAGCAUCGAUGCAGUUCUUCGACGCUCUGGUCAAUUGCUUGCUCGCUUGCCAAUCAUGGCGCACCUUUUGCCUCGCGAAGCUUCGACCUCGUUUCUCCUGCGCAUGUUACUGCUUCACAUGCCUUGGGCAGUUUGGGCUUUAAGGGGUCCUUUGAGCGAUCGUGGCUCUACUCGCGAUGACCAUGGCUGGUCAGAUACUGUGACCCGCUCCAGGUUUUGGAAAGCUGUUGCCUCCUACUUCGGCUGUCGUAUCGUGCUCUCGGAAGAGUGGCGCCAGCUGGAUGAGACGCAGCGCCGUCGAUGGUACGAUCGACACUACGUGAUUGCAAUGCACCCGCAUGGCCUUUUGCCUUUGGGUGCCAUUCUCAAUGGCCUCACCUGGGCUGGUGGCGGUUUGCGCGGCAUCACUGCCUCCGGAGCUGAACUGCCGGAACCGGAGAAUGGCGGCAAGCUGCUCCAUCAACGUUGGUUCAGGCAUAUGAAGCUUCGGGCAGCUGUUGCGUCAGGAGCUUGUGGGCUUUUCCCUGGCUUCUAUGAGAUGUUCACCACUCUAGGUGCCUUCGAAUGCACCAAGCCAUUCAUCCGGGAGAGCUCCUUUGCAAGUCCCAACCGCUAUGUGUGCUUCAUCAGCACUCACAAAGGCUUUGUGCGACUUGCGCUAGAGGAACACCGUGAUAUAUUGCCAAUGUGGACCUUUGGUGAUGAGUCCAUUAUGCCCCAGAUCCUCCACCGGCCGGCAUGGCUGGUAGCUUUGCAGAGUUUUUGGCGGAGCAUCACCGGCAUACAAGUUCCCCCAGCUUUCUCUGGUUUUCCUCAAUUGGUACCUUUGACUCUGGUCACAGGCGUCCCGGUCUCCUUGGAGGAUCUUUGGCCGGCGAAGCUGGGAGAUGCAGUGACAGAUGCAGCAGUGGAGGAGGGGCAUCGGCGCUAUGUGAAGGCGCAGCAAAAACUCUUCGAUAGCAAUAAGGCCUUGGUAGCGGGCGGCCACCAAAACGCGGUCAUCGAAUUUCUCUGAAGAAAA